AAAAAUUAAUUGUUUUCGAGCUUCGUUCGAUCUCCAUAACGAAAAGUUGAAGGUUGCGACAGAGACACCAAAUUCAACCCCACAACAGCAACACAAGCCGUCGCCAGUUCAAUAAUUACGACGAGACAAUAGAAAAAUGUCGUUUCGCGGGGGUUCACGUGGUCGCGGUAGCGGUGGUGGUUUCGGUGGCCGUGGAGGAGGUCGCGGCGGCUUCCAACAACGCGAUAUGGGCCCUCCCGCCCAGGUUCUCGAGAUGGGCAAGUUCAUUCAUUCUUGCGAAGGUGAAAUGGUCGUCGAGUCUACCAAUGCCAAGAUUCCUCACUUCAACGCGCCUAUCUACCUAGAGAACAAGACUCCGGUUGGCAAGGUCGACGAAGUUCUCGGUCCCAUCAACCAGGUUUACUUCACCAUCAAGCCCACCGAGGGCAUCCAGGCCACUUCGUUCAAGGUUGGCGACAAGUUCUACAUUGCCGGCGAGAAGCUCCUGCCCCUGGAGAAGUUCCUUCCCAAGCCUAAGCCUCCCCCGGGAACCAGCAAAGUCAAGAAGCCCAGCCGUGGCGGCGCGUCCCGCGGUGGUCGUGGAGGUCCCGGUGGACGUGGUGGUAGGGGAGGAUUCGGUGGCCGCGGUGGUGGUGGCUUUGGCGGCGGUCGCGGCGGCGGCGGUUUCGGCGGUGGUCGUGGCGGUGGCCGCGGCGGCAGCGGUUUCGGCGGCCGUGGAGGCGGUGGCCGCGGAGGUGGUGGUUUCUCUCGUGGCGGCAGAGGAGGCUUCAACCGGUAA
Molecule: messenger RNA, 778 nt
Organism: Podospora bellae-mahoneyi
Lineage: Eukaryota; Fungi; Ascomycota; Sordariomycetes; Sordariales; Podosporaceae
Product: H/ACA snoRNP pseudouridylase subunit
Exons: 3
Coding region: 137-778 (213 amino acids)
Biological process (GO): ribosome biogenesis; snoRNA guided rRNA pseudouridine synthesis
Cellular component (GO): box H/ACA snoRNP complex
Molecular function (GO): box H/ACA snoRNA binding
Source: RefSeq, a predicted model, not a curated record